Molecule: messenger RNA, 1237 nt
Organism: Cladophialophora immunda
Lineage: Eukaryota; Fungi; Ascomycota; Eurotiomycetes; Chaetothyriales; Herpotrichiellaceae
Exons: 1
Coding region: 276-989 (237 amino acids)
Biological process (GO): spliceosomal complex assembly
Cellular component (GO): nucleus; U2-type prespliceosome; U2 snRNP
Molecular function (GO): zinc ion binding; nucleic acid binding
Source: RefSeq, a predicted model, not a curated record
CCUUCGCAAUUUCGCACUGUUCUCUCGUUCACCUUUUGUCCCUUCCACCAGAAUCUUCUUAAGGGACGACUUCUUAGAAGUCUCCGGAUUCUUUCCCCAUUGCCCGCCUCCACACCUUGGAUUCUCACCUCUGCCACCUUUUGGUCGCCGAAGCCGCCUUCAGUCCACGAAGCGCAAAGACCUUCUUCUGCGCCAGCCUCUUUUGACGUGUCACCGGCGCCUCCUGAUCGAUCGCUUUUGUCCGAUCCCCAUAUCCACACGACCAUAUUGCAACCAUGGACUAUCAAAAUCGGGCGGGAUCAAAGUUCGGGGGUGGCGGCGUAGCCUCCCACUCCGCGACAAACACCGAUCGUCGCGAGCGGCUGCGAAAGCUCGCCCUCGAAACCAUCGACCUGGACAAAGACCCGUACUUCUUCAAGAACCACGUCGGCUCCUUCGAGUGCAGACUAUGUCUCACAGUCCACCAGAACGAUGGCUCCUAUCUCGCCCACACCCAGGGCCGGAAACACCAAACGAACCUCGCCCGACGUGCGGCGAGGGAACAGAAGGAGAUGCAAAAGGAUGGAAACCUGAUGGGCGCGGGGAUGAUGGGGGUCCAAGUCCGCAAGAACAUGGUCAAGAUCGGGCGGCCCGGGUACAAAAUCACAAAGAUCAGAGAUCCUCUCACCCGGCAAGUGGGCCUGCUCUUUCAACUCUUGUACCCGGAGAUCGCGCCCAACAUGGAGCCGCGCGUCCGGUUCAUGAGCGCGUUCGAACAGAAGGUGGAAGAUCCGGACCGGGAUUACCAGUACUUGUUGGUGGCGGCCGAGCCCUAUGAGACAUGCGGCUUCAAAUUACAGAGCAGGGAGGUGGACCGGAGGGAAGGGAGAUAUUGGACUUGGUGGGACGCCGACGCAAAGGAGUUUUGGUGCCAGGUUCUCUUCAAGACGGAGAGAGAUGAACGAUACUCGAACGUGCCUGGGCUGGCACCAGCAGCGACAAAGAAGUGAGGGAAGGUCGCUUGGAACAGUUGUAAGACGAUGAAGGCGUGGAAUCCGGGAUUGGUUGUGUCCCUUGAUUCCUUUUUUUUAUUGCUCUACGGAAGAGGGACGGAUCAGUGAGUUCCUUCUUGUGCUCAAGCCUGGCUAUGAUACCCAACGGAAUACAAAGGAAAGCUAUUAGCAUCAAAUCUCGGACUAGUCUGGUGCAUUUGUAACUCUGAGACCCUUUCCUUACAUUGCAGGCCAUAUAUUUGAAC